This is a messenger RNA of Porites lobata, 25181 nucleotides long. The record is from the annotation of a GenBank genome assembly. Lineage: Eukaryota; Metazoa; Cnidaria; Anthozoa; Scleractinia; Poritidae.
AUGGAAAGUGGCCAAAAUGGAGAUAUUCAUGGCAGGAUUUCGAGGGUUUUAGAUGCCCUGCUUGAGAUUUCAGAAGCGGAGGUGGUACUGCAAGACAGGGCGAUCUCGCUUCUGGCGGAUAGAAGUCGCAUAGACGCGCUACUUCUUGCCAUAGAGUCAAAUACUUCUGAACUACACGAGCUAAUAGUGAUUAGAAAAGACAAAGAUAAUUCCAAGGAUUCAGGGAAUACAAGUUUAACCGAGGUUUGUUUUGUCUUUAAUUACUCUUACAAUAAGUGAAGGCGCGCGUCUUCAUUGAAGCUUACGUUCUUAAGUAAUCUUACUUCUUGCUCCAUUAUUUAAGAGUGCCUUGUGUUGUGGUUAAGCCUUAAAAAGCUGCAAAGGUCUUAGAAUAAUUAACCUGAGAUCAGGCCCAAUUUUAGCGGUUCUCAUACAUUCUCUCUGACGGCUGCCGCUAAAAUUGGACCUGAUACAAACUCUUUCACGUUUGUGCUCGUUACGGCCAGAUUUUGGCCGUAACGCUGAUUGGCGGUUAGAACAAUGCCACAAGAUCUGAUUGCCUGUCAGAAACGCCGGGAGUUGAAAGCGCUUAUUCCUCGUGUGGUCGUUUUCGUGAAUGAUCCAUCGUCGGCGGAAAGAAGGAUCGAUUUUGCUGUCUUUUUUAUUGUUUUAUGGUCUUAUGGUAGGAAAAUAUGCCUUAAUAUGUGCCAGAAAAUUCAUAUCUUCUCAGGAUUUGCUUUAUUUACGGAACUGAUCUGAGUGUAUCGCGGAGUUGAAUCCCUCUGCAAGUUGCUGACCGCUAACAAGGUGCCUUUUGAUUUACCAACAAAUGAGUGCAAAUCAAAAUACUGUCCAUCUUAAAACUGGUUUCAUCUGAAAGUUUAGCCGGGAAUGAAUUCUCUGAACGGGGUAGGUAAGCGGAGGCUUACUGCGAAAGAAACCUCAAUCGUCAACUGUGAAGUAUUAGACGAAAAAUAUCGCAUCGCUGUUCAAGGAAUUUUUGUAGGCAUUAUUAUAAAAGCUGGUGGCUUAAGGUAACAGACUGGUUGUUUGCCUUCGCUUUUUGUAAAAUAUAAACCAGGAAAAGUGGUGUCCUCGCUCGUGGGCUGUUUGCUUUUAUGUUUAAAGAUUUAUGUACUGAAAAUUGGGGAAACUUGCCGCGGAAAAUAUUAAGGCAACAGAAAAAUAGAAAUUUCAGUAUUUUAAAUAGCCAAAAUUAUAAAACUAGCAGAACAUCGUGUCGCCGUCUUUUCAAAAACUUUUUACCCUUUACACCAACAGAAAUAACCUUCGAGAUCUCACUUAAUCUCGCAAGAGUUGAAAAAUUUGCAUACUAGAAAAACAAGCAACGGAAGUAAUUUUGGUUGGCUGAUUCGGCAAAUGUCAAUCAAUCAAAAAAGUGGGCGGCAGACGUAUUGUAGAAGGUUUGUAUCAGGCUCUCUUUUCGUUUCACCUUGCCCGCAGGAAUGUAAUUUUCAAAGUGAAACGAAAAUAGAGCCUGAUCUCUGGUUAUGGAAUAAUUGAUUUUGUAAUAAAAUCAAGUAUGAGACAAAGAUAAAUUAUUCUCUCAACUAAAAAUUUCUAAGCAGAGAAAAACGCCGUCCCCAUCCGAUGUUGUCUGCGAGCAGGCAUGUUUAGCAAAAAGAGUAAUUCAUGCUUUCUUUUUGGCUCACUUUGGUCCAUAGGGGGAGGGGGGACUGUAAUGGCUAUGCGAUACCCUCCUUCCUAAUCGUCUCUGAGGUCCUCUGAGGUAUGUCUCUGUGAUAGGAAGGUAAUGUCACCGAGGCUUUGUUUACCCCUGGUACCCAGGAGCUAGUGUCAGGGUACUGGCACAAAAAAUUGGUGUUUACUCCUUACAUACCUGAUGUGUAAUAGUAUAUUUGGUCCAUUUUUCCUGGCAUGUCAUAUGCUAUUUGGAAACAAGACGGUUGCUAGAAGUUAUGGUUAGGGCUGCAAUGACACAUUUUCUCACGAUACAUUGCAUAUCUCGAUACAGUGCCACAAUACGAUACACAGUACGAUACAUCAUUACAUACAACUGACAAGUGAUGUAAUCUUACGUAACUGCUUUGAAAUCAUUUAUACACUAACACGGGAAGACAUUUUCUGACGAACAGCAUGUUUUACCCAUGGUCGUGCAAGACUGUAUCAGCUGACAACUAAUUGGAACUACGUAAUGUACGCAUGUGUUUGUGCUGCCACCUUGAAAAGUAUGUGUCGGAUGGGAAGCAUGCAAAGCUCUACAAAGCAAGGAUGGAACUUUCUUGUCCCUUCAUUUAAUAAAUAGCUAAAAAAGGCUUGGAUUUGUGUAAGGAGUCAUUAAAGACAAUAAUUUCUGAAUGUUGAUGAAGAAUCAUAAUAUCGUGAUAUGUUGUUUAACUAUCGAUGUUUGUGUCAUGGCAAAAAAUAUCGCGGUUCACCGGUGUAUCGUUGCAGUACUUGUUAUGGUAUCCAAAUUUAAAAGCAAUAGAUUGCCUAAGCACUAACAUAAAAGAAAUGUGCACAGUCAAAUCCUGUUAAUACGGACAGUGGACGGUCCAUAGAAAGUGUCCAUAGUAAGUGGGUCAUGUUAUUAAAGUCAAAAAACACCUAUUAUUAGAACAAAAUACCAAAGUAACAGAAGAGGACAUUAGCAUCGUCAAAUUAAACAUCUUCAACUUUCACAAAUUAAAGUUAUCAUUCCGUUGACUAAAUCCAUGGAAACACUAAAAAAAUUGCUCAUUUACACACUGCUUAAUCAAAAUCGUACUCUGCAUAACUAGUUUAAUGCCUGAAAAUAGUCCGAAAUUGAUGUCUACAUUUUUUACCAAUCCUCUUCUUUAGACUGGUUUUGGUCUAAUUAGUAUGAGAAUGGCUAAAAAUGAGUUUUGCAACAAAAAGGGCAUAUUUUCCGACUAAUCGAAUGUGAUAAAACAGCUUUUUUCAGGGUGCAGAGAAAGUCAGUUUACAGCCUGCCAUUCGGGCAAGCUGUAGCUAGCGUGUAUUAGUCCACAAUUCAUUUCAACUAGCCCCAAAACCCUUUUUGAUUAGCUGGAUUUAUUACAAUCCUUCUGUAAUUUGAAUUUCCAAAAAAACAGCACUUGCCCGUUGGGCAAGUUAAGAACAAAAACCACUAGCCUGAUAGCAAAAUCCACUUGCCCCUGCCUAUCGGACACGAAUUUCUUUGCACGCUUUUUUUUUUGUUUUUUGGGCAGGUGCACAAGCCAAAAUUUGGACUUGUUUUUUUUGUUUUUUUUUUGCAAAUCUAUUUCGCUCUUUUUCUCUUGCUGUCUUUUUCUCCUUAAUUUGCCUUUCUUCUUUAUAAGCAGUUUUGUUGCCUAUUUUAUUGUCUUUCUUUUGCAUGGAAAUUUUAGGAAAGGGAUAAAUUUCUUCAAAGAGUUGUACGUAAAAACGUUACCUUUUUUUUUAAUGUAACUCUGUUAGGAUUGAUCAGAAUAUCCAAAACAAGGUAUCAGUGGAAAUAUCCGUAAAUCUUUGCUGGUAAUGUUGUUGCUUGCCAACUUAUUUACCCAACUUGAAAAAGAUGCAUUGUUCCAUAUGGAAAGGAAAAUGACCAAAGCAGUCGUCAAAGGGUUUGAGCUCUGUAUUCUGGAAUUUUUAUACACAUGGAUAUUAUUUUGGCAGGAAUCAAGAAAUACAAGUGAAGAUCUUACAAUGGAUGGUUCUGCUUACGAGGAUUCCAAUGACCUGAUUGAUUUGAGUGAUGAAGAAUUUGAUGAAGCAAUGGCUGAGGUAGAUCCGUAGACCUUUUUGUGAGGCAUAUUGUCCUUAGUGACUAGGUUAAGCAUAUCAUGUCACCUUUGUGGGCAGAGUUUUUUUACACUCAUGCAGUGGUUACCCUCCUGAUCCCUUUGUAGAGGGCUGGACUAGGUGGGUCUGAGCCCACUGAAGUGUGAAGUUACAUCAAAAGUGAAGUUAAAUCAAGCCACCUGGUCCAGAUGAUAGUUGAGGUCAUUUGACCAAAUUAACGAUUUAUUUUCUUCACUUGAUCUUCAAUGUACAUGUACACAAUCAAAGAUUUUGGCAGUUCAUGUUUCACGGAGUGCACUUCAAUCACGAUUCACAGAACAGUUUUUCAGAUCAUCGCAAUUCACAAACAAAAAAUGGUCGAUCAUUGUGUCACGAAAAUAAGCUUGUUUCCCUCUUUAUAUGGAAGUAUCCCCGGGAUUAGUUCAUCCCAGAACUAGAUUUGGAGAAACAUGAAUGCUGUUACUACAUAAUGUGUCAUUUGCUUACACAAUACCUGAUUUUGUUUACUACAUAGGUUGACAUUGAUGAAAUCUGUAAUCAAAGCCAGACUGAAUCCCAGAGUCCAAAUGAUCACAAAGAUGUUAACAAUGGAUCAUCAGAAAUUAAUGGUGAUUGUUACUGUAGCUCCAAAAACCAUGCACAGCUAAAAACCAUGCACAGCUAGAAUAUUUCAAAAAGUAGUGAAUGUAAAAUUGUGUUGUGAUAAAUCAGUGACAAAAGAUCAAGACAUUUAUAAAAGCAGGCCAAAAAUAACCUGUUCUGGGGCUCUGGCAGGGCCUCAGGAUAGUCAGGUCAAUCAAAGAAAAGAUUGACAAAAAAGCCUGUUCUGAAUGAGGUUGACAAAGUGUGAAUGUGUUGCUUACCAACGCCCUUUUUACACUCUGAAGGGAUUAGCCGUGGGCGAAAUAGUCACGUGAGAAAUUUGAAAACGAUUCCCUCUCAUUGACAUUUCAAAUGUUUGAGAGCCGAAAUCUUAUUAUCUCAAAUGCGCCAAAAGUGGGCAGAAGAGGGUCGUCAAAGAAAUGAUUACAGGCUCUCUCUCCCUUCCUGUUUCUCCCUUCGAAAAAGGGUGACAAUUCCGCAGUGCUGUGGUCUGCUAAGAACACUGGACAAUCUUGAGACAAACGAUAACCAAAACGGCGAUGAACAAUCUUUCAUAAUACUGGUAUAUGACCUUGUGCCAUAUUUUCAAAAUAGUGUACAGACAAGCACACUUUUAUUUCCAUCAGAAAUGACUGAAGUGAAACCAGAUCCUGAACAUGUGGAGGUCCUGAAGAGGUAUUUUGGACACUCCAAGUUUAGGCCGUAAGUGAUUUUAUGAUUCUAUUUCUUUUAGUUGUCUGGCUUGAUUUAUGUCAGAUUGUUUGCUAGACAAAACAACUGUUGUGGAAAAUUCCAAAAUGUUCAAUUCACCACAAUUUCAUUAGCAGUAUUUUCUUCUUAGCAUGUUGUGCUAUAACGUACUUUGCCACAUUUUUUGUUACUUUCUUUCUUUAGUUUGCUGCCACUGAGGGUCACCUUACCAGAUUUGUUUAACCAUUCUAAGAAUUUGUUUGAGUUAUAAAAUGGUGCCUAUUCUGUAUUGCUUAAAAUAUGAGGACAUAAGCCAUUAUCCAGCGGUUUUUACUUGACUGUGUAAAACCAAAACCAUUAAAACCAAAACCAAAACCAAAACCAAUAAUUAAGCUUUCAACAUUUUUAGUUUAUUAGUACAGAAUCUUUAAAAAUUGACCAAGACAUUAAGCCCUCUUGACUGUUUGGAGUAAUUUCAUCAGCUAUUAAAUCACUUAACAAUGUUUUUUUAAUGUUUCAGCAUGCAGUGGAAAAUAAUCAAUGAGGUUCUCAAUCAUAAAAGAGAUAUGUGUGUUGUUAUGUCAACAGGUAAUUUAAUCAAACUUCUUAAAAGCUAAGUCAAUUACUAAUAUGCUCAUGCCGGUUAGGGAUCAACAGAGUCAUGGCUGCAAAGCACAUUUCAGUUUGUUGUAUUGUAGUGGCUUUUUUCUGUGGAGUGUGUUUUUCAUUUUCUUUUUUUGCCGCUCCAUUUGCAUCACCUUAUUUUCCACUGUAAACAUAGUAUGUGACAGAUACCAGGACAACUCAGUGUGGGGUGGGGACUCAUGGCUGGGUUGCAGGGAUUGCCAGCCGUGGGAGCAGUUCUCUGUCUAGGGGCUGGCUGUUCACAGUGGAGGCCCCCUAACAUUUCAGGCACUCAUCUUCCUUACAUUGCAAUGCAAUAGUUAAGAACUGUUUAAAAUAGUAUGUGUGUUUUUUUUCAGGUUAUGGUAAAAGUCUGUGUUAUCAGUUUCCAUCACUGUACACUGGUGGUACUACCGCUGUCAUCUCGCCAUUAAUUUCGCUUAUGGAGGAUCAAGUUGCUAAGCUUAAGUAAGCAUUGAAAACUUAACCACCAAGCCUAAAUAUCUUAUUAGUAUAGGUAAUCAUAUGACUUUGAGUACAGUUUGGAAUUUAUUUGCUCUCGUGUGUUUUUCAAUACGUAUCAAAACUGAACGAGAAAAGUCGUAUGGUUACCUGUUAUUUUAAUAAUGUACAUGAAAAAAAAUUACCAGUGAAAAUAAGUGGUACCUGAUUAUAACAGCCACCCUUGAGAUCCUAGAAACUGGCUUCUUAUACCAGGAGCCCAUCUUUGGCCAUGUUGAGGUUGCCAUGAGUUGCAGCAUCUGAUUGGUUCUUAUUAUUUCUUUUGUUUAUUAGCCAAUCACAGUGCUCUGUUGUCUGAGAUAUUUGCAUUGUAAUUCCUCAUUUUUGUAGUGUGUUUGCUAAAGACUACAUUGCUCUCAGCCAAUCAAAUUCAAGAAAUCAUCAUCCUUUUAACAUCUGUUACAGUGUUUUUUGGUUCUCAUCUUGUGAGGAAUUCACGAGUCCCAGUCCAGAACCAUUAAGUCCCAGUUACCAAAAAAAAAAAACAAGGAUUCCUAAAUUGAAAAUGCAUGAGCCUUUAUGUAACCAGACAGUUAAUCUGGAGACAGAUGCCAAAACUCUUUAUUACAGUUUACUGAAAUUAAAAUAUAGUCCUUCUAUAUGUUUAAAGCACAAAAUACUAAAAUAAAUAUGCAUCUUUAAACAACAGCCACAGAAAUCGUACGAACAGGAUAUUCUACCGAAAAAUCUUAAAAUCGAUCGAGUUUUCUUUGCAUCCCACGGGACAUAUUUCAUGUAUUAUUUUAUUCGGUCCUACGGGACGUGUUUCACGUAUUAUUUUGUGUCUUUGGGGAUUUUUAUGCGUCAGGGACACAAAAUGCGGAGGUAACAAAAUCACUGCUAUUACAUUAUUUUGAGAUAUUUGAAGCCUCAUUUUACUACCAUAACCACAAUGCAAGAAAAAGCAUAGAGAGAGAUUAAGAGCCAUUAAUUAUUUCACAGUGAAAAUGGCAUAGAUGCAAGCAUAAAAACAAGUAUCAAAAGGUUUCUUGUUCUUAUGCUUGCAAUGUUAAGAUUGGAAUGGCACCUGUAUUCCAUCAGGCCAUAUGGAAUCCCUUGCAAUUUCAUUGAUCAGUAUUCAUUAAUCCUGUAAUAAUUAUUGAGGUUAUUAACAUCAUUCUGCUGUUCCCUUACAGGCUUUAUAACAUUCCUGCUUGCUAUCUUGGUUCAGCUCAAACCAAUAAUGCUGAAGCAAAAGCUGGUGUUUUGAGGUACAAUUAAAAUAGCUUCCUUAAAACAUCACUUUACUUGUUGGUUCUAGCUUUACACAGUAACCAUUGCAUCUUUUAGACUGCCGAGCAGUCUUUUCAAUAAAUUUAUUGUGGCAGUAACUUUCUUGCUUAGUAUUGAUAAAGAUGUACUUUAGUGCUGCCAAUCUGUUUAAAAAAAUUUAGUCUCGUGUAGUGAAGUUCAUGUAAGACUAAAACCCAAGGCUGUGCUCUAAGAAAAAUUGAAUGGAGCCCACUGCUCCAAACCUGGGAAAUCCUGGGUGCCCAGCAUAUGAUUUCUAUGAAAAAACUAGCCUCCCAGGGGCAACUGUUAGGUGCUAGGGGCCAGGGCCACCAGGCUACCAGAGGCGAGCACAGCCUUGAAACCUGUUCUUCAUUUCAUGCCUGCAGAAGCCAAUAACCGGCAGCGUGGAACUCCCAUACAUCACCUAUGCGUUUUCACAGAUCUAGUUAUUUUUAACAUCAUUUUGGAGCACUUUUCCUCCCGAAAGUGGAAGCUCUGUUCUGUGUGGGUGGGCAUCCAUAGUACGAUAAUUACAAAAAGAUGACGUAAAGGCUAUCAAAACAUCAGAAAUACUAUUUUCUAGCCUCUGGUUUAAGAUGACUGAUUGAUAAGACUUAUUCAAUUUUCAAAAUUUGCAGAAAAUGGAUCUAAAAGUAAACUUGUCCGUAAAAAUGUAAUUGCUUGGGCACAAUCGAGUUGUUCACUCUGCUAAUGGUUGCUACUGGUAAUUGCCAUUAUGUAGUUAAUUGUUUUUUUGAUGUUCUGCAUAGGGGUGAGUACAGAGUUGUGUACCUGACUCCUGAAUAUGCCUCUUUGGAUACUGGAUUCCUUGCACAGGUGCAAACCUCUGUAGGUAAGAAGAAGUUUGACAAAAGACACCAUUUCAAUGUUAAUGAGAGUCAAAUUAAGGAUUGAAUGUGAAAUGAGGUUAGUUUUCCAGCAUCUCUAAAUUUGGGUAGUUUUUAAUAUUUGGUUAGGGGCAAAAAUUGCCCCCGUUCAUCUAUUUGUGUUCGUGACCAGGGUCUUCAUCAAACUCAGUUGUCAUCCUCCUUUAUCACCUGCGUUUUUAGAUUUCCUUGUGGCCCCAGUCAUUCAAAAGGUUGAUAGCGCUUUCCUCUGGGUAAAUCUCUGUCCAGUGGAUAGUGCAAUUGGUUUCCAUCAUACUUAUCCACUGGAUAGCGAUUUAUCCCGGUGGAUGGUGCCAUCCAAUGUUUGAAUAACUGGGGCCUGGUGGUUAGGUCUUUAAGCUACUUUAAAACAUUGUUUUUCUCUCACUAUGUUCUUUUCAAAUCCUUUGAUUGUGAAUUAUGUUUUUGUAACAGGUCUGACCUUAGUGGCAAUAGAUGAAGCACAUUGUGUGUCUCAGUGGGGUCAUGACUUCAGAUCUUCCUAUCGCUCUCUUGGAUGUAUCAGGGAUAAACUGCCUGAUGUAAGGAAAGUCUUUUCUGAUCAGCACAGCAUUUCCACAAAGAUCUGUUUCUGAGCACAUGUUUUGUAAUUUCAGCAUAGAAAUAAAAGCUUUAAAAUAAUAUACCAGGAAUUUUUUACCCCAAAAGUGCAAGCUGUCAUUGUUUUAUUACUCAGGGUGCAAAGAAAGUCGGUUUGCUAUUUGGGCAAGCUGUAGCUAGCAUGUACUGGCCCAAAAUUCACGUCAACUAGUCCCAAAACUUUUUGAUGAGCUGGAUUGAUUACACAGUUUUUAUGUCAUUUGAAUUCCUCAAAAAACUUCACUUGCCCGUCGGGCAAGUUAAGAACAGAAUUCACUAGCUCGAUAGCAAAAUCCACUAGUCCUGGGCUAUCAGACACUACUUUCUUUGAACACUGUUACUUCAUGGCCACAUGACAUCUAACAAUUAUUAAAAUUAACAUUGUUUUCUGCCAAAAGUCUCUGAGUGAGAACAUUGCCAAGUCUGUGACAUCAAAGUUAAAAGUACAUGGUUAUGACCACUCGCCAUAAUAAUUAACUUGCUUUAAUUUGUACAUGAUUGUACAAAAGUUUUUGUUCAUGGCAGGUAUAUCAAAUAAGUUAAUGACUGGUCAACUGGUCCCUUGGAAAACUAGUUAUAAUAGUAACUUUUUCCCUCGAGGCCAGCCCUAAGGUUUUAUUGUGUACUUUUUAAAACUCUGAUGUCAGCAUGCUUAUUUUCCACUCUGUUCUCUCUCCAUAUAUUUCUUUUUGUCCUGAUGCACAGACUUUGUUUAACAAUUUGAUUUAAUUACUAUUUCACUGUUUCGAUUUUCUUAUUUUAGGUACCUAUUGUUGCAUUGACUGCUACUGCCACUCCUGUUGUUAGAAAAGAUAUUUGUCAGUCUCUGAAGCUGAGAAAUGCUUCUUUUGUUUGUACUGGCUUUGAUAGGUGAGUAGCAUGUGUUGUAACUAAAUAAGUAACCAUGCAGGCAUACUACUGUCUUGAAUAUGUCUAAAAAUAUUUGCAGUCUAAGGCAAAUAGUGACAGGUAAUGUUUGAAUGAUAAUAAAGACCUUUAGGUUCUAAGACCAGAAUGACUACGAGAUUGAGAUUUUCUCAAUUCUAAGUAUUGCUUACAUGUAUGCCAGCAUUUUGGUAGGAAAACAUAAAACCCAUCAUCAGUCUACUGUGUUUUUUAGCAAAAAUGCCCCAGUGAUCAAAAAUUAAUGUUAGAAGUUUUAUCACUUUACAAUCAUGAGAGGGGUCAGUCUUGUUCAAAUAAAAUAUAACCAUCUUAAAAAAGUAAAACGUGUCUUUGUGCCCAGUCUAGUGACUUACUUUAGCCUCUGAGUGGCAAAGGAAAUACCAUAAAAUUCCGAAAAUAAGUCGCCAGGCUCAUAUUUUUCAGAGUCCCUUUUGGAGGGCUGAUGUUCGGAGGGGCUUACAUAUGAAUGGAAAUUUGCAUUUCAAUAUCAGCUAGGCUUAUGCUGGGAAGGAAAUUUUAUGUCUCAAAAUCGAUUGGGCUAGCUUAUAGUUGGAAGGAAAUUUAUGUCAGUAAUUUGCAGAAAGGUUUUUACUGAAACUGCCUGAGGUUGUAGAUCUUACUAAAACUCAGCCAUGCAAGCACCUUGUUUACGUGGAAUGAGGAAAUCCAGGCCAAGAGUUAAGAGUGCACUACGCAAACAACAAUAUACUGUGACACCCUUUGACUGCAAUUUUUUGGCACAUUUAAUAGUUCCUUGGCCAAUGCAAAAAUUUAUGUGUUAUUGUACAGUUUUUGCUUUGUUUUAUUUUGAAUUUGAGGGCAAUUUCCAAGUACAAGCCCUUGGGGGCUUAUAUUUGGAGGGGCUAUUUAAUGGAGGGUUUUUUGCGUUAUGAGUUUGGAGGGGCUUAUUUUAGGAAUUCUGUGGUAGCCUGCAACCAUAUUUAGUUUUACUGCUUUACUCUUUAUGGUAGAAUCUAAAUGUUUCAGUAGACUUAUCUUCACUAAUUUUCAGGCAUCUUGUUUUUCAGACCUAAUUUAUACUUUGAGGUAUUAAGGAAAUCUGGCAGUAUAAGAGAUGACUUUCAGCCUCUCCUGAUAAGAACGGUUGACAGGUGAGACUAUGUUUUUAUUGCCUUCCAUUGACUCCUCAUACCAUCGCCUUUAUAAUAGUUUAGUUACAUAAAUAGUAUUAUAACCAAGGUUGAAGUAAGUAUAACAAAGCUCGUUACCUGCUGGCUAAACGGUGCAGCAGUUUGUGCAGUGCUGCCUUCACUUUUAGUUUUUUUAGUGCACAGCACUUAAGAUGCAAGUAAUGCUCAUGAGUCAGGAACAAGAGGGAAAGUUACGUCUGGAAGACUAAAAGAAGAUUUAAAAUGCAUCAUAAAGUAAGACAGUGUUAGUGCUCUAUAUUAGACUGAUAACCAACAGUACCUAAUUAUCUUUUUGACAAUGAUUUUGUUUUAUUUGCAGAACAAAGAUUGAGUAUUCAUUUGACGGUCCCACAAUAGUUUACUGUCCGACUAAAAAAGCAACCGAACAUGUGUCCAGGGAACUACGUGGUAUGAAGCAACUUAUCAAAAAGUUAAUGCUUAUAGGAAAAAUAAUUCAUCUAGAUGCUGUAGGUUAUUUAGUAUGCUCAUUGAAACACAUUAUGGGACCUAAGAAAAGCUUAAUGAAACUUGCUAAUAUUUCCAAGCAUUUUCUAGUUUGUUUUGUGACAGAUGUAUUUUAUGAAUGCAAUCAAAUAAAUUGCUUCCAUUGUCUCUUACGUCUAGUACUUAUCAGUAAUAUGCUUAUUGUUUGUAGCACUUGGGGUGAGCUGUGAAUAUUAUCAUGCUGGUUUGAGCAAUAAAGAACGCAGAAGAGUGCACCACCUGUUUAUCAGAGAUGAAAUUCAAGUAAGUGCUGUGAUUUUGAAGCAUUGUGGAGUGUUUUUCAGCAAAAUGGGUUGAUGAGAACAAUCAUACAACAAUAUUUUAGCGACUAUUUUGUCUUUUGAUUUUAUUUCCCAGUGUAUUGUUGCAACAGUAGCGUUUGGAAUGGGAAUCGACAAACCAGAUGUUAGGAAAAUCAUUCAUUAUGGAGGUAUCUGCGAUAUGUUCUAAGCUUACAAACCAAAAUAGUUGUCAUUGUCAAUAGUCAUUUGAUUUAAUUUUAGUCUCACCUAAAGUGAUAUUCUGUACUAUUGUGUUUUUCUGCCUUACAUUGUAUAAGAAAAUGACAAAACAAAUUUAUUGUUUACUUUUAUCUUGAAGCUCCAAAAGAUAUCGAGUCUUACUACCAAGAGAUAGGCAGAGCUGGUCGUGAUGGGUUAGUAUUGGGAUCUUUGUGGGAUUUGGGUUAAACAGCUAUUUCGAGAAAUUGGGACAAGAAAGGUAUUAUGGGUGGUUUUGAGUUCUUUUUCUUAAAUUUGAAAGAAUUUUUUUGGGCUUUAGAAGAUUUCUCUGAUCAUAUCCCAUAUUACCUUUCGGGAUUGUUGCGUGCACAUUUUUUUCCGACAAACUUUCUCGAAAUAGCCGUAUGCAAGAUUUUUCCCAUACAGCCCACCUGAAUCAUAUAAUAUAUAAUAUAUUUUCAAUCUGGGGUGGCGCGAGGGAGGAUAGUGGAUGUUAUCCUUUGAGCUUCACUUUAGGUAUUACCGUGUAGUUGAAUAAACAAACAAGGCUGUAUUGAAUGGCUUAAAAGGCUUUCCUUUACACCUCUCCAUUUCUUUUAACAACUUUUGGGUUUUUUAUUAUUUCUCCACAACACUGAAGCUUUGCUUAACAGCUGUCGGUGUUUGAUCCGAUUUAGUGUCUUAAGAUUGUACUUUUCCAUACCCUGCAAGCAGAAUCUUCAAUCUCCUUCCAUGGUCCCUUGAUCUCCCUAAGAAGAUCGAAGGAGACUCUGCUUGCAGGGUAAUCUUUCCAUUUUAAAAUUAUUAGUGAGGUAUAUUAUGGUAUAGACUGCAAAACAGUCGAUUUUUUUCUCAAAAUUGGUAAAACUUGGGGUUAGAGUCUUACGCGCGCGAAGCGCGAAAAUCACACGCCCGUAAAGCGUGUGAGGGCGUAUUUUAGCGUCUCUCGCGAGUCUCGCUCUCUGUUUUCAGCCUCGUUCCAGACCUUUUGUUUGACUGCUCGCGCGUACUUGAAUACGCAAAAACACGAACCGUUUUGCGGUCUAGGUAUGGUAUGGUAUAGUAUAAUUGGGAGGACAUUUGUGGCAUAUAGAAGGUGUUAAGUGUACAUGUUGGCAUGUUUGUAGCUCACGCAACCUGCGCUUUCACUGGAGGAAGGCUCCAACUAAACUGUCAGCAAUGUAAGCUUGCAUGUUUUUGCCACAAUUUCUUUGGUAAAAGUCAAUACAUAUAUUUGAGUUGGAAAAGUAUACCCUCUAAAUAUCUUUUUGAAUAGCACAUAAUUGAAUAUUUUUGUUGCAGUCUUCCUAGCACCUGUCACGUUUUCUACAGUACUGCAGACUUCGCUCUGAACCGGUAGGUUAUUUUUAUACCUCGCUGUUGUGUAGAGUUUGUAGUGUAGAAGCUGAGGCCAGGGUUAUACUUCGAACUUCACAUGAGCCUGUUACUAUGAUUUGUGUGUCACUGAACUCUUGUUAUUUCCAGUCACUUGCUGAAUGAAGUUUCAGUACAGUCCUUUAAAGAACAUAAACUGAGGAUGCUUAACAAGCUUGAGCAUUAUUUGACGACUACAGAUUGCAGAAGAAGGUUUGUAUUUUAACUAUUUGAACACUGUUAAAAUCUCUGACAAAGAGACCUUUUUGAAGAUGAAAAUAUAAAUUUCUCUCUUCUAAACUUAUGAUGAGUCCAUUUAAACUUUCCCAUUUGUCAGUUUAUAAGAGUUUCCAACUUUAUCUCUCAGUUUUCUUUUGAUCAUAUUUGCAUUGAAAAGGCGCGUUAUAAAUUUUUAAAUUAUUAUUAUUAUUAUUAUUAUUAUUAUUUUCUUUUGCUGAAUGAAGGCAACAAUAUAUUGUAGAAAGCUCAAUUGUGAGUCAGUACACCUUUGAACUUAGUUUCGGUAUAUCAAAAUGUCUUUUUCUAGACUGCUAGCAGUCCUUCGGAAUAGUCAGGUCAGCGAGCAUGUAACUUACGUAUGAGCCCGAGAGAAACCGCUCUUCAGCUCCCUUCUCGGCUAGUUCGCUCUCUCAAGGUCGGAACACAUUAGGCGACAAGUUGCAUCAAUAAGUGGGGGCGAAACAAGUCGCACAAAUUCUGUCUGAUUUGAUUUUUUGCGACACGUUGCUGCGACAAAAUUCUGUCGCGGAGACAAAGAUUUUCACCAAAAAUUCUCCAGUUAACACAAAGCGAUUUGUUGCUGCGACGUGUCGCCGCUAAAUAUUACUUCAACUUGUCGCCUACUGUGUACCGACCUUCAAGUCUUCCCAAUCCUCGCUCGACAGACUGAAAAGGAGCUGACUGCUAGUUUAGCAGUCUUGUGUUUUCUCGUCUCUUGUUGAGAUUGAAUCAGAAUCCAGAAGUGUUUUCUUUAGUCUUAAAUGCUUCAUACCCGAACAAAAAACUGCUUUAAAAUCUUGACCCAGCUGCUAUUUUUACUUCUACAGUUUAAGUCAAUCAACUAGUCUGUUCCAGGUAUUCAUACUGUAUGGAAGGUGCAAAGAGGUCUGACAACCUUCCACUCUUCCUCCUUAACUUUUCUUGCUCUCUGACUUUGCGCUGCACUCCCCUAUUUGAACGCCUGGAACAGAUUAUAAAUCAACCGGAUAAUGGUCAAGUCGUAUAGUAGUAUUUAACCGUUAAAAUGCCAAAAUAAUAAGUUAUGGUUUUUCUUCUUGUUGAUUUGAUUCACUUGCCGCCUUAUGCCUUUAGUGUUCUCUAAACACGAUGCUACCAGUGAUUUCAUUUUUCUUGUGUUAACACAAAUCUCCUCUGUUUGCAGAACAAUUCUAGCGUACUUUGAGGACAAAGUUGAUAAGAGCAUUGGUGGUAAAGAUGACUGCUGUGAUAUAUGUCGCAAUAGGUUUGUAUCAUGAAAAAGAAAAGAGUAAACAAAUAAGCUGGGUACGAAACGACCGUCAAUCGUUCAUUGGAAUCAAUCAAGGUAACAUUCAGGCGUGUCUAAACGGGAAUUUUGUAUGGUAGACGCGGGAUUCAUAGGUAACCUGAUAGUCACUGCCACAAUGUUAUUUCUUUGGUAGCGGCGUUGAGAUGUGCAAGGUAGACUUUUUUGACUCUUUGGUUUUAACUUUGUCCGGACUUCAUGACCCACCACAUAGGCUAAUUUUAAGGUGAUGUUACACGGAACGAUUCGCAACGACGAUAUUUAGCGCAACAAAGCUUUGCAACAUUGUUGCGACAUUGUUUCGAAUAGUUCCAACAUCGUUCCAACAUUGCAACGCCGUGUUGCGUUAAAAAUCGUCGUUGCGAAUUGUCUGGUGUAACAUCACCUUGAGGUCCCGUCCACACGUAUCCGUUUUUGUUUUGAAAGCGGAGGUUUUUUCUCCGGUCUGAACUAUCGUCCACACGCAUCCGGCGUAAACGGUCACCGAAAACGCAUCGUUUCAAAAACUCUGGCUUUUCGUGAAGACGGACGAAAACGGAGGUUUUCAAAUACGAUAAUGUCAUAUGUCAUAUACCACUAGCAUUAUGCAUGCUGUGGGAGUUAUGCAAUCGUCUUUCCAUCGUUUUAACAUGUGGACGCGUAAUUUUUUGGAAACGUAACUGAAGGGAAAAAAUCUCUGUUUUCAAGAAUAUCCGCGGAUACUUGUGGACUGGGCCUUGGUCGGGCAUUGUCCAAUGAUCGACUGUUACUCACUGCAGCGAUGCCAGUUUAUGCACCUAUCCUUCAAACAGUGACAGCUGUAAAUAUCGCCUUCAUUAGGGCCCUUAACCCACAUGUGAAGAUGGACGACAAGAGAGAUUUCACAAAGGAAGCUAAGCUGCUCCUGAAUGCCAUACUGGUAAAUACCUUGAUUUUAUCUAGUCUGUCUUGAACAUAGCCUUCCCAUGCAGGCGGUUGUAAGGGAGUCGCCAUAUUUCCUCUCUCCCUAAGGGAGAAAAUAUGACUUCCCUAACCAUACCCUGUUCGGAUCAUUUUCCAUUUCUGGGAAACUGUCAACCUACCCCUCCCCUAAGCCAACAUUUUGCCCUAAGUGAGAAGUAAGUGUUAAUAGGGACCUUAAGAUCCGACAACGGCGACGGCAACGAGGACGUCAAAAAAGCAAUAGGUUUAAUAACCAAAACAAUUUUGCACGUGCAUCACGCUCUUUGUAGAUUUUUUGCCCUCACUGCACGACUACGACAUGAAAAUGCCUAAUUUCACGUUUUACAGAGAAAGUACAAAAGCGACGACGAAAUUUCCUCUCGGCUAUUUCUGAACUUGCAUAUGGUUCUUAGGAAUUCAACUUUAGGAGGGUUCACCUACAUUUGACAAAUUUAGUGACUUGAGUAACCGCGAUGAAGAUUGAAAGAAUGCGAAUUCACUUUUCAGCGACAUUUUCGCUGGCGUCGCUGUCCUCGGAUCUUAAGGUCCCUAGUGUUGGCUUGGAGGAAGGUUAGGUGAGCAGUUUCCUAGAAACGUACAGUGAUCCGCCAGGCGUUCAGAUAGUGGAAUGCGGUGUGAAGUCAGAGAGUGGGGAAAAAAUCAGGUGAUGUGAUGACGAGUGUUGCUAGUGUUACGAUUGUUGUCCUUGUGACGGGUGUUGUCCCUGUCGACUAGAUUUGUCUCUGUGACGUGUGUUGUGUAGAACACAUGUCAGAACAGGCUACCCCAACUACUCUUGCGUGGAAGACUAUCUUGAACACAUGUCAUGGCUGAUUGUUAGGUUAUUUACUGACCUGUCAGAAUUUCGUUAGAGUGUAACAGUCUCUGGUUUUUUCUUUUUGGUAUUAGCUGACUGGGAAUGGUAGGUUUGGCAUUUCAGUUCCCAUCCUGAUGCUGAGAGGAUCAGUAAGUAUAAAUACGUUUGUCUUUAGGCAGUUAGCUAAUUCAGUCGUACAAAAAUUACAGUUACUGUAUGGUACUUUUUAGAACAGCCAGAAAGUGCCACCAUGGCUGACAAAGAAGAAAGAGUUUGGUGCUGGCAAGUGAGUGAACAUAACUUCCUUAGAUGCAAUAAGUAUUUUCGCAAAACAGUCUGUAAUUAACUUUGUUCAUUUUGACGGUCACAUUGUAGUCAAGUAAUUUCGAUUUUAUUUUCUUAAUAGCUUUCACUCAGACAAAUGGUGGAAGAGUUUUGGUAAGAAUUUUGUCGUCACAGCAUAGAAGUUCCAAUACCCUAGCCUUGCCACCAUAUUUUUACAAUAAGAACCUGUAAUUUAAUGACUGCAAGCUAAAAGAAAAUUGCAACAAAACUGGCCAUAAUGUGUUUUUGGUUUUGCCAGUAAAAACUAUAGUUUUCUUGUCUCUGACAAGUUCAAGUCAUGGUGUUGUAAUAAAGCAUUAAAAAAAGGAAAAUUUCAACUCUGUUCUCAUUUGCUUGGACACACCUUGGUACUUUCUUCUGCAUAACAGAUGCAUGAAGGCGACUUUUAGUAGAAUUCAUAGACAUUUUGGGAUGCAGUGCUCUCAUUUAUAAUCCAUAAAAUAAAACUAAAUGAUUAUCUUCUGGCCUCGUUUUGUAUAUACAAGUUCAGGUUGUAGGUGCAGUUAUUUUCCCAACUGCAAUUAAUCUGUUGUGAUGCUUUUUGCUGAUGUGAGUAGUGUCAAAAAUGCGUCCAGCUUACUGGUGAUUUGCUACUUCUUUGAUGUAAAACACAGGUCGUCAACUCUUGAAUCUUGGUUUUCUUCAAGAAAAAGCCAAUCCAGGAGGAUUUGGCUCGCUCACAGCACUCACAGGUAAAAAUACUAAGGUGAUCUUCUGUGGUACCUUUUACACGUAAAUUCUUGUAUGGUAUUAUAGAAUGAAGCCUUCUUUUCUACUUAGAACAAAGUCACGCUCGCCCUUCAAACUUUGCUACAGAGAUUCAAGAAACCUUUUCGUUUUGUUUGUAGGAAAAGGCGAGAAAUGGCUCACAGAAGCUACAUGGGACGAGUCUGUUAAAAUGGAGCUGACACCGAACCAGGUUAGCUUAUUUUCUUUGCGUUAGUUUUAAUUGAAGUAAGUACAAAGCCCCAUGUUGGAGUAUUGGGAAUGCGUUGGGUCGGUAAUGCAUUCCGUCCAUAUUAUGCGCACUGGCCUGUUUUCAUACUCACGUGCAUUCUAGCCUGGGACUAGGCUUUUUGGUUAGGAAAAAGGGUGAACAGAGCCCUUUUGGGUUCUAAGGCGAACACAACUACAAGUACGAGAUUUUGUCAAUACUGAGUAGGCGCGCGGGUGAGCCAGCGUCAUUUUGGUGGGAAAACGUGGUAGCCCUCGAAAUUUUCAGAUACAGGAUUUAGCGAAAAUGUGGUGGUCGCGGAAACAAGUUACCAACGAUUAGAUCAGGCCCCGGUUGUUCAAACGUUGGAUAACGCUAUCCACCGGAUAAAUCACUAUCCUGUUGAUAAGUAUUAUGAAAAUCAAUUGCAUUAUCCACUGGAUAGACUUUUAUCCGACGGAUAGCACUACCCAACGUUUGAACAACCGGGGCCAGAAGUUUUAUCAUUUUUCGAUCGGGUGGGGGCUGAACCUCCUUCAAUAAAGUACCGUAAAUCCUCUAUCAAGCCUCCCCUCUCUAAUAAGCCCCCUCUUUUCAGGGGAAGAAUGUUAAUAAGCCCCUCCCCUUCUCUAUUAAACCCCCCUUCCCCUCCCCCUCAUUAUUCUUAACUAGUAAAUAAUGGACUGUAUUAAUCAAUCACCACUGUAAAACUUUAUUUGUCCUGAUCCGGGAUGGUUUUUUCACGUAUUGGAAAUUCCGAUUGGAUGCAUGAUCUCCAUCCUUGGGAUUGUUUAGUCACCGUGUUAGCUAAAUUAAAUACCCCCGGAUUUGUUGCCCCCAACCGUUUUUGAAAAUAAAUAAGCCUCUGGGGGUGAGGGGGGUAUAGAGGAUUUACGGUAACCGUGCUAACUAUUCUGGUGAAAAAAAUGGUGUAUAGUUAUUUGAGAAUACGCGAAAAAACUUUUGAGAAGUUACAAGUAAUCCUCAUAGUCGUUCUCGUCCUCGAAUCUAAAGGUCUCUAAUAACGGGGCGAGCGCUAACCGAUCUGGGGAUUGAGGAGCCGCCCCCAGUCCGUUGUUUCGCCUGCUUCGCUCGCCGAUUUUUUUUCCCCCCCGUCAUUUGCCUGUUUUCUCCACCUAGGUACCUGGUCCCAGACUAUGUGCAUGCCACCAUUUGUGUUCUAUGCUUAUUAACCCUAAAUUUUAUCAUUUUUUUUUUUUUGGUUGAGGCGUGUAGUGUGUUAUGCAUUAGUGUAAGAUCAAAUGUAUUACGCAAACUGAACAUUCACCCCUGUCCUGGCCGUUAACCCUUACUUAAAUACACCCUGCCUUAUGACUAAUAUGAACUGACUGAUAUAUGUGGGAUUGUUUUCUCCACAGGAUCUUUUGUCGGCAGAAAAAGAACCUCGAGCUAAGUAAGUUUAGUUUUUUUAACAAAGAAUACUCUUCAUCAUGAGAGAAAGAUGUAUGGCCGGAAUUGGAAAUGUCUGCUGUUGCACUUAUGAGUUUGGCUUACGUUUCUAACUACGUUAACCCAAAAGAGCAACUUUUGCUUUAACGUGGCUCCAAAGAUCCGUUCUUAAAAUUUGUGGGAUGAUGGUUUAAAAGACCUUCUGAGACAGAAAUAGAUGAUAAAUAACCUCUAUCCCCCAGGGUAAUUUUGUUGAAUUUCGUUGUGUAUCCUGCUUGGCUUAUUGUAUACUGUUAUUUUAUACCAUUUCCUCAUUAACGCGUUGUCGUAUAUCUCCGCCUGUUUUAUGUUUUUUCAAGAAUCAUACUCCCUGUCGCUGAGGUCGCCGCUUCAACAUGGCACCAGUAUCCGAAUCAUAGCGCUCAGGUUGCCAUGCCUACAGUGCAACCUAUACAACAAAAGCCAGUUAUUGAUGAAAAAGAACUCGAACUUCAAGUAAGAAACUCUCCGAUAUAUGUUUUGUCUGCCUGUCACCGAAAUUUUUUUUGUUCUGGUUUUAAACAAUUGUCUAGUUUAAGUGAUGUGUAGCAGACGUGUACAGUAAAAAACGUCCCCUUUCCCGAUUUUGCACAGUCAAAAAAAAAAAAUGAGCUGGUUGUUUUAGAACUUUCACUACGUUUAUUAUAUAUUUAUAUUUCUUUACUUGUUUUUAUAUAUAUUUUGAAAAUCAACAGCAGCAACUAAAAAAAGAAAGCUUCAUUGUGACAAGGAUAGUUUUGAAGGAAAUAAAAUUUCAGUAUAGAUCCAUAAUAUCCAGCGUAGCAGUCGUGUCCGUUUCCGUUAAUCGAAGCGGGAGAAGCAUGACUCGCGAAGAAAGGACCAAAACCCGACUGUUACGCAGGCUAGAUCCAUAAGGACCUUUUUAAUAUUGCAGAUUUCGAAUUUUGCCGGUCCGAUGAAGUUGUUUGAUCUCCUUUCUAUGUUUUACAGGGUUCUUUGUAUAGCAAGCUGAUGAGACUUAGAACGGAACUAUCUCACUCGCUGGAUUGUCCUCCUUACAUGAUCGCUACUAACAAGAUUCUUUUGGAAAUUGCAAAAUACAGGUAGAUUACUUUCAAAAGAACGAGAAAUUUAUAGCUACUGAAAAUAAUACAUAUUUGUAACGUGUCAGUAUGUUGUUGGUAAAAUCGUUUUCGGGGUUAAAUAAGUAUUGUUUUUGUUGUGGAAAUUGAAUCGUUAAACUUUGACUUGAUUGUAGACCAUCUACCAUUGACGCACUCUUGAUAGUAGAUGGAGUUUCUGAGAGGCAGUGCGAACGAUUUGGGGAGCAACUCGUAAACUGUGUGGCCACUUUCUGUAAAGAAAACAACCUUGAAGCCGACAAGUUCAGUAUGGAUCAACCCGAUUCAGGGAGCCCCACAACAUCACAGGUAUGUACUGUAAGGUAUAUUUUUCAAGUCGGGAGGAAGACUGGCCCAAGUUGUUUUGCUUUGCUGUUGCGUGUUUUGAUUUUCCCGUAUGGAGAGAGGUCGGUAAUACAAGUAAGCUCAUAAUUCGACCCACCGAUACCGGUAGCCAGUGUCGCCACUGUAUGCUGAUGCCCAAACUUGCUCUUCAUGUCACAAUAUAAAGGGGGCACCAGCUAUUGUCCUCUCAUUACAUUACAUUACAUUACAGUACAGUAUAGUACGUUACGUCUUUUCACGUCCCGUCACGACACGGCAUCACAUCACGUGACAUCACAUUACAAUUGCAGAUUAUCGGAAGGCAAGCAGAUGUAUGAGUUUCCGUGUGAAUUUAAGGUUGAUGGUCCAGGUUUGAGGCCUCCCCCUGUUUUUCGCCCGCUUCGGCUGUAUACUCUUGGCCUUUUAACUGUAAUUUAACCUUGUUUUAUUCCGAAGCCGAUGUAUGAUAAAGAUCAAUCGAGAUAUAAGUUUAUUUCUCACAGAGUUACGUAGCAGAGCCCGUAGGAACUCUCCGACGUGAACUGAGUCAGACCGUUAUAACCACGUAUAACCUCUUCCAUGAAAAGCAGAUGACUAUUGUGAGUAUUUCUAAACAACACAUUUCAUUAGUAGUACGUGGAUGUAACCAUAAUUAGAUUGGACGGUUUCCAUUUAAGUCGAUAACAGCCAAAAACAAGGGAGGUAAUAAAAAAUACAUGACGAAGUGGCAGCACUUACACCAAAUGGUUCUUUGUCCAUCGCUGUCAUGUCGGAUUGAAGUGGACUUUGCACUUGUUGACUUUUGAAGAGAGCAGAAAACCGGACUACCCAACUUCAAACUUAACCCACGUAUGACGUCGCUACCGGGAAUUGAAUGGCUACAGUGGCUGGAGGCGAGUACUCUCACCACCGCGCCACCUUUGCUACCCUUGUUUUGCUCUGGCCAAUCAAAUCGACCUAGAGGUUCCAAUAACCCAAUCAGCCUGCUGAAGCGGAUACAUUCAGCUGGCGCAAAUCGGCUAAGCGCGGGAAAAUAUUAGACUACAUGUCAGACUUUUUCUUGCUAUCUAACUAUCCCAUAGAUGCCAUAUUGUAAUCAGUAAAUCUUUAAUUGUACACUGCGUUUAGCGUUUACCGAAAUACUAAAGCGCGUUCUCUUUCAAUAAACUUGAUUAUAGAAAGAAGUCGCCAAAUCGCGGAACUUUGUUGAAGGAACAAUAUUUGGUCACCUCGCUGAUGCUCUAAAGGCUGGGUAUCCUGUGGAUUACAAGAGGGGUACGUGUCUCUGUAGUUCUCUUAGUGGCCUAUUCCUUUUCCCAUUAUCCCUAUUUAGUAUUUACCAAAUCAGUGAAUAGCAAUUUCGCGCGUUUUGAUUGGCUCCCGUAACUCGGAAUAUCCUUGGCUAUUCCCUGUUUUGCGACCGGAGCGACUUCGAGACAUUUUGGGAAGACGAAAUUUGGGCGUUAAAUGAAUCAGUCGUAUAAACAAAUACCAAGAAAGGUACGAAUUUUGGCUUGUUGGUGUUCACUCGUAGGUAGAAAGUUUUUUCAUGCUGAAUUUGCAACGAAAUUGCAAAAUGCCCUUAACAAAAUCCCCGAAAUGUUUGUAAAUUGUAAACAAAGUUCCUACUAAGUCACGUUUUUAAUUUACAAAAAGUUACUUUUUUCAGUUUUAUCCAACUGAUUUGGUAAAUACUAAAACAACUAUCCCCCUCAGGGUCGGUGAGCAGCGCUAGCACCUCCCCUUCGGAGGAUAGUUGUAUAUUAGAGAGAUUAAGAUUCACGUUUACGCCAAACGGCUGACGUGAAUUUGUACCACGUGACCAAGUUUUCGCCUUAUUUUCCGUUUGCUCUUUAUUGGUUCAACACAAAAAUAAGUAGCUUUAUGCCAGUUUUAACCAUAGGAAUCGUUCGGGACUGUUCUUAUCUGCUUAUUUUCUGCUCUGAGAAAUUCUCAACUUAAGUCUGACGUUUGCCGUUUGCGGUAAACGUUAAUCUAAAUCUCUCGAUUACUUUAAUUUUCCCCUUGUGUUUGUCCUGCAUCCUUUGGAGAAACAGUCACAUGUUGCAGGGCCCAGGCUAACUAGCUAAUCGCAGCUUCCCCUUUCUUUACUGCCGAACUUUCUUUUUUGCCGGAUAUAUGUGAUCUGGAGACCUAAAGUUGAAUUUUCUUUGAAAAGAUAGACACACAGUCUUCUUACCAAAUGCAUCGCGGGAUAAACGCAGCGCUUUCUCUUGGGAGGCGAUUUACCUGCGUUUUGAUACUCGUAGUGACCUUUAGAUUGGACGAAGAGUUAGAGGGGAAGCACGACUGUGGUAAUUAGAGGCAGAUAUAUUUUCACAAUUUUUACUUUUGCCGGUUGUUUUCCGGCAGAUAGAGGAACUUAAGGGAUAAUAUUGCUUAGCCUUUUGAUCGUAUUACGUUUCGCUUGCUUUACUAUCUUGAGAAAAUUAAGACACGUCUUUGUGGCUGUGGUUUAGUUUUCUAGGCCCCUGCUGGUUGGUUACGCCUUUGAAAUCGUACAUUACACCAAGCGAACCUAAAGAGUUAAACACGGAGGCAUUCACUCCUAAUGGGUCAUCUGUUAUUUUUAACAAACGUUUCUAUAUUUUGUGUAGCCGGACUCACCGAUGACAUCCAGGAGUUAGUAACGAAGACUAUCAGGUCGCCUCCUAUCAAUUCAGGUAUAAAUGCAUCUUUUCUCGUUCACUCUGAAUACAGUAAAACCCCGCAACUAAGAAUCUGGAUUUUUCCAAUUUAGCCUAAACAGGUUCUUAUAUAAAUGGUAGUUAGCCCAAGGUUCUUGAAUAAGUUCUUAUUUUCUGAAGAAAAAAUGCAAUAAAGCUAAGAGUGUGUAGUGGUUGAGCUUAUUCUUAUAAAAUCUACAUACCAAAUUAGAAGUUGUGUAGAAAUCAUCAUAAAGAGAAGAACCAAAACGUUGACCUCAAGAAUUUUGAAGUCCUACUUCCAAAGAGGAUUCUUAAUGUUGACUUAAUUCAUCUUGUUCGCCCAAGUGUGCAGAAUUUAUUCAUAUAUGUUAGAAAGUAAGGACCUUUUUCAAAUUUUAGGCUUAACAGGUUCUUAUACAGAGGGGGGCUUAACGGGCAAAUUUUAGCUUAACUGGUUCGUGAAAUCCAAGUUCUUAGUAGCGCGGGGUUUUACUGUAGUAGUGUUCAAAAAACCUUUGGUUUAAGAUCAGAAAUUUGCUAGAUUAAGAAUAGGGCAUUCAGAGACUAUUUUUUGCUCGCAGGUUUUAUUCUUGCUGCGGAAAGGGUUUCUGGUUAUUGUGCAGUGUGUGGAGUAUUCAUUCCACAGACUAUCUCCUGAGUGGUGGAAAAGUUUUAAAAAACCAGUUUACUGAAAUGUUUGAUACUCGUAGAGUAACGAGAAGCACAUGAUCCCCAUCUCACGCCCUCCAUUACUUUUUUUUCCCGUUUCCACAAUACAUUUUGCCCCGUGUAAGGCUUGGAUUGUGGAUUCCAGGCUGUGGUUUGCGGAUUCCAGGAACUGGAUUAUUUACGGAUUCCUUGUAAUUGGAACUUGGAUUCCAAGUUCCUUGAGUUGAAUUCCGGAUUUUUUAAGCGCAGGAUUCCCGAUUCCAUAAGCAAACAUUGCCCGGAUUGCGGAUCACCUUACAUGCCAUGGGGUUUAAAUCAUAACUUUUAAUCCGUUCGCCCCGGUUCUGACUUCGCCCCGUAUUCUAGAACGAGGAAUAUUACAUUUGAAGCGCGCUAAAUGACUCGAAAAUAGGGAGGGAGGAAGUUAUCGUUUCCAAAGGAGUGUAGAGAAAGUCUUGAAAUUUGCUCACAGCGAGUGCUUUAAGCCAUCUUAGUUUUCACAAUAAAUUACUGCAUUCCUCUUUUCUUUUUUUUUUUAGACAUAAGCAAGUUAUCAGUUAUCAAAGAACGCUUGCCGGAUCACGUGUCCUAUGGUCACAUUAAACUGGUCAUCGCCAUUUUGGAACUGUCACAUGGGGUGGCAACUUUUAGCGGAUCCGAUUAUCCUCUUAGCCAGAGUUCCUUUACGUCCAGCACCCGACCAGUGAAAGCCCCUGGGAAACCCCCAAGGAAACCCCACCCUACUCCUAAAGAAAACACCGCGAGAAAACUACCGGUCUGGCUGUCUGGAAAACCUGGAGGAAAAAGAAAGAAUCCCUUUUAAAAUGAGGGAUAUUUGAUCCCUUUGAAGGUGUCUUGUUUGGAAUAUUCAAAAUUUGAGUUUAAAUUUUUGCGACAUUGCUUAAUGCAUCGAAUGAGGAUAAGAUUUUCUUGUUCGAAAAAUAUCAUUAAAAAUACAAAUUAAGAGAGUAUGUCAAGUUAGUGCCACAUCUCGUGGGAUUCUUCAAACUUUCGAGUAAUUGUACGUUUUCUUAGACGUACCAGAACGCAUCAAGGGAAUUGUAAGUUUGCUUUGUUGAUCGUCAGCAGUCGUAUAUUUAAACAGUAUAAAUAUUUUUGUAAAUAAAAAAUUAGUUGAAUG